Messenger RNA from Cylicocyclus nassatus, 473 nucleotides. NCBI's taxonomy places the organism in Eukaryota, Metazoa, Nematoda, Chromadorea, Rhabditida, Strongylidae. The record is from the annotation of a GenBank genome assembly.
AUGUCUGUUCUGUUCGUCGCGUUCCUCCUGGGUGUUUUUGGACAUGCUUCCUCUUCUUGGGAGAUGGUGGAAGUGCUGCUUGCCAGUGACCACUAUAACAAUGUCACGCAGCAACAUACCGCUUUGUAUGACUUUAUAGAACUUUUUGAUGAAUUCGCCGAACAAAACGGAUUACAUUUCAACAAGAGGAAUUUCCGCCAGCUUGAAGCAUACAUAAGUGGGCUACCAGUGGCCAGAUAUGGUAUUCGUAACAUCGACUGCGAGGCGUUCCGCAACUUCCUUAGCGGUGUCAAAGCUCAACGAUACCAUCUUCAAUAUGCAUCGGUGAAAUGUGGAGGAAUGACAUACUCAUUCUGUAUGGGAUUUGCUUGUGAUCCGUAUGGAUAUGUGACUGCUUCUCCAUAUUCUACCACAGCUUGGUAGAGCUUUUUCACUGUUUCAAUAAACUCGCUGAAAUGGAACUUCAUGAGAAU